CCGGCAGGUUCGGAGCUAUUGAUCUCACCACAAUAUAGGGAGACUCCUGUCUACUUCCUCCUUUCCGUUUCACUCUGCUACGUCCCAGGCGAGGGAGCUGAUCACGGGCUGUCGGGUGACAGCAACUCCUGGUUUCCUGGUGUCCUAAACAUGCUCUUCCCGGUCUCCGGUUGCAUCUGCUUGUUGGGACUAUCUUGUGUCGUCAACGCUUCCGCCUUAGCAUUUCCCUCUGGCGCGGAGAAAUGCUCGGGUGGGCACGUGACUUGCAAGUGUGGUCAACAAAGGGAGAGAAUCAGGAUACCAGUCAGAAGGUGUAGCCUGUUUGAUGGAUUCAACUCCUACUGUGACUACUGCACGCACCGCCGGAAACUGAAGCGGCUCCUGUGCCCUCGGUAUCGUCAUUGCUCCACGUGCAACAGUGAGGGGUGUGGCACCUGCCCCCCAAACAAAUAUGGCCGUCGAUGCACUAAAGACUGCAGUUCGCUGUGCUUCAACGGAGGUACCUGUAUCGACCGCCGGUGCCAAUGUCCUGACGGUUUCACUGGGGAUCGAUGUCAAACAGGUACGGAAUGUCGUAUCGUCACGAAGCCCGCUCACGGUGAUGUUGAGGUGUCGGGGAUGACAGCAACGUACACCUGUUCCCAUGGUUACAGCCUAGUAGGUCAGCAUAUCCUGCAGUGUAGACCAAAUGGCACAUGGUCAUCGGAGUCUCCAUAUUGUGAAGCAAUCUGCAAGAACCCCAAUGCAAGUGACCACAUGUACUUUGUCAGGGACAGACUGGACCAGGAUGAAGCUCCCUUCACUGCGCUGGCCAAGGUGAAGGUGAAGUGUGACGACGGCUACAGAGUGGUUGGCGCACGCUCCAUCUACUGCAAACUUGACGGCAUGUGGUCCUCGGUGCCCAAGUGUGAAAAGCGCAAAACCUGCUCACCUCCCAGUAUUGUGGCGAAUGGGAUCCACCAGACGUUCGAGGAGGUGCGUGACGACAGGUACUACGAGGGGACGGAAGUGAUAUACGAGUGUAACCAGGGCUAUGUGUUGGACGGCCAGUACUCGCUGGUCUGCGGAGAAGAUGGAGAGUGGAACCACUGGACGCCCAGGUGUAAGGAGGUGGAACAAGAACCCAAAGUCACGUGUCCUCCGCUGACCGAGCUUGUUCACGGAUCGCUGACCCAGGGCCCUGAGUCCCCCACUAACAAGAACGUACCCGGCAUCAGGGUCAUUUAUGAGUGUGACGUGGGGUUCGUUCUUCACCCCAACAUACCUGAGCGUUACUGCCACAUCGACGGGGCCUGGUAUCCGCCGGUCCAGCCUCAAUGCGUCUCAGUGGUAACCUGUCCGAACCCAGGGACACCAAAGAAAGGGAUACGCUGUUUUGGAAACGGAUGUAACCCGGGGUCUCGCAACUCCACGUGCCCGUCAUCAUCUCACGUGAGAGUUGGGAACGAGACUGUGUUCCUCCCUGAGGGCAACUACGGCGAGGGCGCGCGCGUCUACUACAAGUGUAAUCAAGCUUACAACAUGAUUGGGCCGAAGUUUAGACGUUGUCAGGAGGACGGUACUUGGACGGCGAGUCUUCCGCACUGUAUUCCGGAGUGCGGCAAACCAACACAAGGUAGCACUGCCCUCAUCUCAGGCGGCACCGAGUCCAAGAGCGAAGACUGGCCGUGGCACGUUGUGGUCAUGAAGAAGACCUCCAGGAAGGAGUGGCGUCCCGUCUGUGGUGGCUGCCUCCUCGGAGACGCGUGGGUCAUCACUGCCGCUCACUGCGUCACAGAAGACCAGACAACAAACCCGCUUGACCCCUCGGACAUUGUGGUGAAGUUUGGAGUGACGCACGUCAACGACUCCUAUGGAGAUCAGCUCAUUCAAAGCAAAGGGAUUACCCAAAUCUACGUGAAUGCCAACUACGACUCUAGGACAUUCGACUCCGACGUUGCGCUUUUGAAACUGAAGAAAUCCGUGACCGUCAACGCCAGGGUUCAGCCUGCUUGUCUUUCCAAACAGCGGACUUCUAGCGGCAACCAGACCAAUCGCUCUGAUCAGAUUCUGCCCCGCUAUGUAGUGACGGGGUUCGGCAAGGUGGCCAAUACCGAAUACUCCCAGACGCUGCGCUCAGCUGAACUCAAAGUUGAGCCGAACAACGGACACUGUGAGAAGGUCCUGCGUAGAGACGGAGUGAACAACAGCGUCACAAGGAACAUGUUCUGUGCGGAUAAUAUGGCUGCGAACAAACACCCGUGUGCCGGGGACUCCGGGGGCCCGCUGGUCAGACAGAGCAGUUAUGGACAGCGACGCUGGUAUCUGGAAGGUAUAGUCAGCUGGGCGUCUGAACGUCCAUGUCAGGGGCGGUCCAGUUACAGCGUCUUCACCAAAGUGGAUAUGUUUCUUGACUGGAUCGAGGAAACGACAUCGCCUGACCUGUCCUACUACUGAACCGUAUCCAUCCUCGGGGUUCCAGGGCAUACUCGCCUACUUUCCCCGGGAACAGCUUUGAUGUUAUGAGUAUUAUUUAUACCUAAAAAUGCUAUGCCCUGUCCACUACCAUCCUCGGGGUUCCAGGGCAUACUCGCCUACAUUCCACGGGAACAGCUUUGAUGUUAUGAGUAUUAUUUAAACCUAAAUAUGCACGUGUAAAUCAUGUAGGACGAACCUGCAUUUGACACAAUUGUAUACCGGAUUUUACCUAAAAUACGUGUAUAGCUAUUAUUCAAUGGGUCUGUGUUUCAUACUAAUUUUGGGAGACGAGUAUGUAGUGUGAGUAGAAUACACACGCGUAUGUAAUAAUGUCUUUAUUAACCACACUUGGUAAUUAGCCGUUCUAGUGAACAUGUAGUGUCCAUGAUAUGGCAAAUAUUUUGAUGUUUCACUUACUUUUAUCGUUACCUUUUGCAAAUUAACACAAUUUUUCAUACAAAUAUGUUAUAAAUCAUGUAACAAAACAACCGAAACAUGGAAAAUGUACUUUCAAGUAGCUAUUGAGUCGCUGAAAUGUGAAGCGAAAAAAUCAAAAACUAAAAUGGAAAUGUCAAAAACCAAAACGAAAAUGUCAAAAAAAACAAAACGAAAAUGUCAAAAACUAAAAUGAAUACAAAGAAAACCAUUUUCACCGCGGUGGAAAGAGUUUUCUGUUUUUUUUUUCAUUUUAGUUUUUGACAUUUUCGUUUCGUUUUUCAGCGAUUCAAUAUCUUCUUUACACAUGAUUUAUCACAUAUUUGUAAGACAAAUCGUGUUAAUUUGCAAAAUAUCAAAAUAUUGAAAAACAGACUCCAUGUCCCUUAUGAGCCACCGUAGUUUUGUAAUUUAAUUAAUAAAACGCAUGUAUGAAA
Molecule: messenger RNA, 3329 nt
Organism: Haliotis rufescens (red abalone)
Lineage: Eukaryota; Metazoa; Mollusca; Gastropoda; Lepetellida; Haliotidae
Product: limulus clotting factor C-like
Exons: 16
Coding region: 151-2436 (761 amino acids)
Biological process (GO): proteolysis
Molecular function (GO): serine-type endopeptidase activity
Source: RefSeq, a predicted model, not a curated record